UUUUUUUUCACUAUGCUGGGCCAACUCGUGGGAUCUGCCAUGCUUCUGGUCGCGACUGCGAUCUUCCUCUAUUACACGGCGUGGACUCUGCUCAUGCCAUUCGUCGAUCCCGGUCACCCUCUCCACGAUUUCUUCCUCCCUCGCGUAUGGGCUAUUCGCAUCCCCGUGAUCCUCACCCUUCUGGGCUCAGCUGUCGUUGGUACUUUCAUCGGCAUUGUGAUGAUCAAUAGCAACAAGAAGAAGGCAGCGAAGGCGAAGGUUGCUGCUAAGAAGAAGACCUGA
This is a messenger RNA of Aspergillus ochraceoroseus IBT 24754, 282 nucleotides long. RefSeq names its product dolichol phosphate-mannose biosynthesis regulatory protein. The record is from RefSeq and is a predicted model, not a curated record. The transcript has 3 exons. Bases 13 to 282 code for a protein of 89 amino acids. NCBI's taxonomy places the organism in Eukaryota, Fungi, Ascomycota, Eurotiomycetes, Eurotiales, Aspergillaceae. Gene Ontology annotation, cellular component: dolichol-phosphate-mannose synthase complex; endoplasmic reticulum membrane. Gene Ontology annotation, molecular function: enzyme regulator activity. Gene Ontology annotation, biological process: GPI anchor biosynthetic process.